Molecule: messenger RNA, 376 nt
Organism: Lycium ferocissimum
Lineage: Eukaryota; Viridiplantae; Streptophyta; Magnoliopsida; Solanales; Solanaceae
Exons: 1
Molecular function (GO): nucleic acid binding; zinc ion binding
Source: RefSeq, a predicted model, not a curated record
AUGCCACAAGCAAAAAAUCCUCAUAGGCACAAAAAGAGAAAAGACUUCCAAGCAUGGAAAGAAAAAAGCUUGAAAAAGAAAUCCAAGCGAAAGAAAGCUUUCAAGCAGAGGAAGGAUUUUAUUAAAUCCAAAAAUCCUAAGGCCUGUUAUAUGUGUGGUAGAGUUGGUCAUUUUUAUAAAGAUUGCAAAGUAAAGGAAAAGAUUAAGAACCUUGACAUAGAUAAUGACUUAAAGGAAAUAUUAUACAAGAUCUUGUUGAAUUCACAACUGGAAAAUUCAAGUUUUCAGUCAGAUGAAUCAAGGGAUUCUUCAUCAGAAGAAGAUAUUAGAGUCCUUGACAAUGCAAGUUAUAUUUCAACCAGUUCAGAUGAUGAAU